ACAAACAAAAUAAAAUCAUUCAAGAUCUGAAAUCGUUUCCAUUCAGUAUGGGUGCGGAGCAAUCAGCAUUAUUGGCCUGCACAGAGACGAAUGAGUCGGAACCGCCUCUCCAGAUGCCAAACGCUGAAUUAUACUUUAGGGGUUCGUAUUUCGAUGGCUUAGACAGACCGCAGACAGGACCUGUGACUGAGGCAUUAUUGCAUUUGGUUGGUAAUGUUCAGAACGCAGUUCAAGAUAAAAACGAAAUUCGAUUGGACUGCGAGAAUUACGAUGCUGAAAUAAAUGAGAAAGGGCAAGUCGAAUCUAAUAUUCUUAUGGAUGACAUGAUGUUCUAUACCGAUGUACCGGAACUUGAUAUUGAAGAGCUAGACGAGGGCCUAACCAUGGAGCAAUUGGCAAAAUUUAAAAACCUCUUAAGCAAAUAAAACAAAUCCUUGAACUGGAUGUUUCUAUCAA
This is a messenger RNA of Scaptodrosophila lebanonensis, 456 nucleotides long. RefSeq lists its product as uncharacterized. The transcript has 2 exons. The record is from RefSeq and is a predicted model, not a curated record. NCBI's taxonomy places the organism in Eukaryota, Metazoa, Arthropoda, Insecta, Diptera, Drosophilidae. The coding region runs from base 48 to 425 and encodes 125 amino acids.